CUAAAACUUUUGGAAAAUACACUGAAGAGACUGAUCUCAAGAAGGACUCCCGGCUUAUCCUUGAUCUCUGCAGGUUGUCUCUGGUGCACCAUGUGUCGCCUCCUAAAUGUCUUGCUGGCCUUGCUGAGCCGCUUCAUAUUUGCUGUCCACGGGGUGGUGACGGUGUGGAGAGUUGUAGCUGUUAAAGAGGAGCCGCUCUAUUGGCUGCUGCUGACAGGCGUGGCUCUGUUGGGUGUGGAAAUGGCCAUCACUCUGAAAUGCACCCGUAAUGCAGAGUGGAAAUGGUUCUCCCCCAUGGUUUUCCUGUACCUCAGUACUGUCAUCCCGUCCAUUUGGUUUCUGGAGCUAAGCCUGCUACAGUCCAAGCUGCCUUUCAACAAUUCCUCGGGCCAUGAGCUUCAUUUGCUGGCUCACAUCCCGAUCUCGGCGGGGAUUAAGGAUCUGGACCCAGAGAACUGGGUAGCUGGCCUGGAGCAAACCAUGCUGAUAGUCUUGGUUCUGGGUCGCUGGCUAAUGCCCAAGGGGGACAUGUCACGUGACCAACUCUCACAGCUUCUCAUGGUGAAUGUGGGACUGGGUGCUGACAUCCUGGACAUCUUCGACACCUUCAAGGAGCCCGAAGUCAAAACCAACCAGGCAGUUGUCAUCAUCGGCUUGGCCCUGUUCUCUUGGGCGCUCAUGCAGUUUCCUCUGGUUCUCACUCAGACACGACCCCCAAAGGCUGGCCCUUCUCAAGACAGCAAGGGUGGUCCCUUCUGCUGCUCCGGGGCUCCACCCUCAUUCACCUCCUGCUGCUCCAGCGAAGUCUGGAGCUUGCUGCUCACAGUGGGACUCCAAGAUGGCCCGUUCCUGCUCUACCGGUUCUACCUCAUGGUGCAAGAGCAGGUGCUCAACCAGCUGAUGAUAUUCUUCACCUGCAAGAAUAUCCUCAUCGUUCUUUUGGAGCUCUACAGAAUAUUUGUGGUGCAGUGUGAGCAGCAGGUAUCUGGGCUGGAGAGAUGCACUGCUCUGGUGCUCCAGUGUCAAGCCCACGGGGGCAGCAGGGAGGAGGAGGAGGUGGAAGAAGAAGUGGGUAAAGACGAAUGUUGCGAAGAGCAGAGCUGUCAUAUAGACAUGAAAAAGGGGACCGAGAGGGAGGAAGAUCAGAAAGGUGUCCAGUGUGAAGCUGAUGUCCUAAUUCUGUCCCCCACGAAAGGGGGACUAGCUACUCCUGACUCAUUUGGACUAUAUUCUACCAACGCAGCCUACAACUUCUUCUCGGUUAAAGACUUGCGCCUGGAUGUGGGUGCCCACUGCAGAGAGCAGAAUAUAAAGCAGUGGUUGUAG
Messenger RNA from Neolamprologus brichardi, 1326 nucleotides. RefSeq names its product transmembrane protein 26. The record is from RefSeq and is a predicted model, not a curated record. Lineage: Eukaryota; Metazoa; Chordata; Actinopteri; Cichliformes; Cichlidae.